AUGAACCGCUAUCUCUUCCUCCUUUUCUCUACUGUGUCAUCUCUUCUCCCCGUCGCAAGCGCCUGCACACCCACGAACACCUCCACCAACUCCGGCUUCAUCAUCGGCACAGACGGGCCCGCCGACCCGGCCACCCUAGGAUACACACUCAACCACGUCGCGCUCCAAGUGCGCAACAUCACGGCAACGCGGUGCUUCUACGGCGAAGUACUCGGCUUCCGCCACAUCUUCACGUUCGCGGAGUCGGAGAACUAUACCAUCACUUAUAUGGGCUACCCGUCCGGCGGGAAGAACGGCACGGGCUUCCAGACGGGUGAGGAGAUGCUGAGGGAGCAGCGGAAUACGGAGGGGUUGAUCGAGUUUAUAUGGGCGAGGGUUUGUACGCGUCUUGUUGCUCGUCUUGUUCUGGCCCCUUGCUACGUGGAUGCGCUCUUCCAGACUGCGAGAGACCCUCAGUUAGUGCGGCCUGAGCUGAUUGUAGUAAAGGACGCCCCGGAGGUCAAUUCCCGCACCAAUGGGUUUAGUCACCUCGGUCUCGUGGUCCCGGACAUUCUGGCCCUGCAGGCCCGCUUGGAUGCUUACAAUGUGCCUAUCUUGAAGAGAAUUGGUCAGAACGCGACACAAGAUCUCGGUAUCUACUAUGGAAUCCGAGCGCAGGGUUCGGCUCUGUCGCCAAGUCUAAAUGCGCUGUUUCGCGGGUUCGUGCUAGCCACGGAUCCGGAUGGGUAUCUGCUCGAGAUCCAGGAGCAGACCUAG
Molecule: messenger RNA, 756 nt
Organism: Coniosporium apollinis CBS 100218
Lineage: Eukaryota; Fungi; Ascomycota; Dothideomycetes
Exons: 1
Coding region: 1-756 (251 amino acids)
Molecular function (GO): metal ion binding; lactoylglutathione lyase activity
Source: RefSeq, a predicted model, not a curated record